AUCAAGUUUGAGGAAGGUAUCAUUGGGACGCCACAGUUGACAGACUCCAUUGUUUUACCAGAAAAUGUUGAAUUUUUAGGACAGAAAAUCGACCUGACUCCUUUUAAAGGCUUGGUCACAUCGGUCCAAGAUACAGCUUCGAAUGUUGCAAAGACCAUUUCGAACCAAGGCCCGUUAAAGUUCUCUAUCUCCCAAACGAAUGCGGAAUCGUGGUUAUUAACAACUUACCUCGAUGAAGAACUUCGGAUCUCGAGGGGAGAUGGUGGCAGCGUCUUCGUUCUACUCAAGGAAGGCUCUCCCCUACUAUUACCUUAA
Molecule: messenger RNA, 315 nt
Organism: Cynara cardunculus var. scolymus (artichoke)
Lineage: Eukaryota; Viridiplantae; Streptophyta; Magnoliopsida; Asterales; Asteraceae
Product: light-induced protein, chloroplastic-like
Exons: 1
Source: RefSeq, a predicted model, not a curated record